Micropterus salmoides (largemouth bass) is the source of this 3910-nucleotide messenger RNA. It is a transcript of the gene rab33a, whose product is annotated as RAB33A, member RAS oncogene family. The record is from RefSeq and is a predicted model, not a curated record. Gene Ontology annotation, cellular component: Golgi apparatus; endosome. Gene Ontology annotation, biological process: Rab protein signal transduction. Lineage: Eukaryota; Metazoa; Chordata; Actinopteri; Centrarchiformes; Centrarchidae. Gene Ontology annotation, molecular function: GTPase activity; GTP binding. The coding region runs from base 93 to 923 and encodes 276 amino acids. The transcript has 4 exons.
CUUUCCCCUCCCUUCACUCAUCCAUCCAUCCGUCCACCCCUAGAUCCGAACCACACAGGCACACCGAUUUGCGCAUCGCCUCCUCCGGCAUAAUGACCAACGAUUCCCCGGAGGAGGAGACCCGAGCUCCGGGUGGAGGAGGAGGUGGAAAAGGAAUCCCGCGGAGAAAACGAGCGGACGACAAUGUCACCAUCCUGACAUCUUCCAUGGAUUUCCACAGAGCCGGCCGGAGCCGAGCCAGCAGCAGCAACGAUGCCGCCCCGAGUCUCACAUCCUCCGUGGAUCUGAGCACCUCCUCUCUGGAGCUGAGCAUCCAGACGCGGAUCUUUAAGAUAAUCGUCAUCGGGGACUCCAACGUGGGGAAGACUUGCCUCACCUUCCGCUUCACCGGCGGCAGCUUCCCGGACAAGACCGAGGCCACCAUCGGCGUGGAUUUCAGGGAAAAGGCGGUGGAGAUUGAAGGGGAGACUAUCAAGGUGCAGGUAUGGGACACAGCAGGCCAGGAGCGCUUUCGUAAAUCUAUGGUGGAACACUACUACCGCAAUGUCCACGCAGUGGUCUUUGUGUAUGACGUCACCAAGAUGGCUUCCUUCCGCAACCUGCAGACAUGGAUAGAGGAGUGUAAUGGCCAUCGGGUCUCAGCAUCAGUACCUCGAGUCCUGGUGGGAAAUAAGUGUGACCUCAUAGACCAAAUACAAGUGCCCUCCAACACAGCGUUGAAGUUUGCUGAUGCCCACAACAUGCUGCUGUUUGAGACAUCGGCCAAGGACCCGAGGGAGAGUCAGAACGUCGACUCUAUCUUCAUGUCUCUGGCCUGCCGCCUGAAGGCCCAGAAAUCCCUGCUCUACAGAGACGUGGAGAGAGAGGAUGGGAGAGUCCGACUCACACAAGAGACUGAAACAAAGAGCAAUUGUCCUUGUUGAGGAAAAUGAGGAGUGGGAGGCGUAAUGGAGGGGAAGCGAGGCGAGUAACUGUACAUGUCAAGGAAGAGAAGGAGAGGGAUGAUGGGAGAGUGAGGCUAAAACAAGAGUCUUUUAAAUUAAACGUUUCUGUUGUCAGAGGUAGAUGGGGGGUGGAGGAUGACACUAUGAGUGUGUGUUUCAAAGAAGAGGAGGAUAGGGUGGAAGUGGUAAGGCUUGUGAGGGACUGAAACUGUAUCAAUAUUGUUGUUUUUCAGGAGAGGGAGGAGAGAGGAAGGUGACAAAGAGAGAGAGAGGAGAAAAGGAGUGGGAAAUUUAUUAACAAUUCUGACAUGAGAGGAUAUUGCCUUUUAGACUACAGUAUAAUGAAGAAAUGCUUCCAUUUAUUCAAACAUAGACAGAAACUGAGUAAAUAUAAAUUCCCUGUGUCCAGUGCCCAGCCACAACACAGCACUAUUAACAUCAUCUGGGGAUCCUAAACAGUCUCGAUGCAAGGCUGUAAUUUCCUAAACCUGCCCUGGUUCGAUGUUUGUCACCACCAUUAUUGACAGCAACACUCUGAGGUAACAUAUUGCAGCUCUUUAAAACCUUUAUCUACUGCCUUAAAAGCUGAACUCUGUCUUUGUUUAAAGAAAGGUUUCAAGAAUUUUAGCCUCUCGAGAGGAUCUUGGUACAACCAAACACUGACAGCCUCUGAAGUGGCAUUCAUUUAACGUACCUGAUAUAUCUGUCUAGGUCAAGCCUUCACAAAUAGGACAGUUGACUUAAAAUCACUGUGAGAUCACAUAAACAUGGGAAUGGAUAAGAAAACACAUCUUUUGUUUAAGUUUAUCUGCAUAAAAUAAGGGGCAAAAAGAUGAGCUUAAAGGACGUUUGCAGGAAGACCUUGACAACAAGGUUUCCUGAAAACAGACCAUAUAGAGGUUGUCAGGCAGCAUGUCAUGUAUCGAUUUCGAGGCUGACACUAAGAUCCUCUUACGCUUAUGCAAGAGAAAUGCUCUCUUCUGCAAAGAAGGGGCGUCAUGGUAAGGCUCCUUUUUCUCAUCUUACCCUGAUGCACACAGAUCCACUCCAUGCUUACCUUCUGGCAGAGUGGCUUAUCCAGAUUCAUCUUCGUGUAUCAAUGCAGCAACAACCAGUCUUUGCAGUAUGUGACUUCAGGAGAGCCAGUCACCCACAGCAAUUCCAUAUUCUAUAAUGAACCUUUUUUGAGGUAAAAGCCUUCUGUCUGUGUAGGAUGGUGUGCUCUCCACAUCAAUAUCACUGCCUCCAGUCUCAGAGAGGACAGGAAAGAUGAUAGAAAGCUGUCACCCCCUGGAUACACGAUGGAUAUAUUUAUACUGCUCCACAGCCUGAGUCUGGAUGUGUGGUGUGAGUGGACAUUUCAGCCUGGUGUGCAUAUAAAGGAAUGAGUCCAGGAGAAACGGAGCCAUGGAUGACACAGGCUGCAUGAAACACUGUAGAAAGCCAUAUUCGUUAUUUACUGUUCACAAUGAUGCAGUACGCUUUACACUGAGAUAACUCCCAGCUGGAUUGUGGAUAGAAGAACACACUGUACAUAACUCAGUGUUGGAGCUAUUAAGCCUUUGCAAUAAGGCAUCAAUCUACAAGCCUGACAGUGAUGCUGUCAGUUUGAUAUAGCAGCACACUCACCAUAUCUGACCCUAUUUUAACACUGUAGCCUACUUUUGAGCAAUGCUAUAAAUAUAUUUGGAUACCAUAUGUUAAAAAAAAAAAGCAUUUCAGCCUCCAAGCUGACAGCCUGACGACCUAAUUAAUUCAUCCGAUCCAGCAACAUAAACACUGUGCAAAUGCUAUAGUGAAAUCCAUAGAGCUAUUGUCUGUGCUGUUUCACGUUUGUUGAUUUUUAUCCAGAAAUUCUCCUCCUCUGUUCUUCCUCAGUCUCAAACACAUUUGUAUCAGUAGCAGCAGGAUCAAGCAGCCGUCACAGGAGAACAAAUCACUGUAAAAUACCAGGAGAAGCUCUUCUCUUUCUCAUUGUAUGUACAGGCAACUAAGAUAACAUCCACUCAUCUAUUUCCAAACCGCUUAUUCUGCUCAGGGUUGUGGAGGGGGCUGGAUCUUAUCCCAGCAUGUAAUACACGAGAGAUGGGUCACACCCUACAACUUUUUAUCUGUUAACAAAUAUCUAUGGCUCUGUUAGGUUAGCAUAACCUGGCUAAUUUAGUCGCUGUAAUACAUGUAAGAUGACUGUGCUAGCUUAAUAAGAGGAAAAACGUGGAAAAGACGAAUGUGCCUGCAUUUCCUUCAAAAACUUACCAGAUCUGAAUAGAAUAACAUUUGACUUUGUCUCAAAUGACUGAAAAGAAAGAUAUAAUUAUGUUCAUAUUAGCAUUCAUCACUCAUUACGGAUAUGAAUUUCAAAUAUCACAUAAAGCUCUCUCUUUUAACUUUAUUUACAUCCCAGUGGAGGCUGGACAGAAGCACGGAGGCCCAGAGAUACAAGCAGGUAUCUCUUGGUUAGCAUCAGUCCGGCAAGAGAGUUUCAUGUCAGUUAGCCUAAACUUUGUCCACGGUGUGGUUACACUCUCUUUCUCUUUUUCAAACAUUUGAACUCAUAACCACUUUGUAUUUUAUCCAGGUCUAAAAGUUAAGAAUACAAAUGUACAGUAUGUGUGCUUGCCUUUUCUUCCCCCUGUACUAUAUUUUAUUUAUUAUUUAUAUAAAAUAAAAUGUUUGCAGUUAAUUUGGGUCUUUUUUAAUAACCCACAUUUGCUCUUAAAGGGAUGCCUUGACAUUUUGAAAUGUAAUCUUGUAAUUUUGUUUAUCUGCAAAAAGUCACAAUGUUAAGACAAGAAAAGGUUUCUAAUUGUUGAAUUAAUAAAUGUCAAGUACACUCUGUACAAUCCAUCAGUAUGGGGAAUGGGUCCUUUGCUUUCUUCUACUAUAUGUUUCAUAUUAUAACAUGUAACAUUGUGGUCGUUACAAUCUCACAAAGGACUUGUGAUAAAACUGCUGAAGAAGCUUCA